Messenger RNA from Thlaspi arvense, 597 nucleotides. NCBI's taxonomy places the organism in Eukaryota, Viridiplantae, Streptophyta, Magnoliopsida, Brassicales, Brassicaceae. The record is from the annotation of a GenBank genome assembly.
CUAGUUUUUCGCUGUUACAGGUAUAACUCAGGUCUAACAACAAUGUCAGGCAUUCACGGGAGUCAUGAUUCAUGUCCUUUGGUAAAGAACAUUCUUCUUCUAGACUCUGAAGGGAAGCGUGUAGCUGUCAAGUAUUACUCGGAUGACUGGUCAACUAAUGCUGCCAAGUUAAGUUUUGAAAAAUAUGUAUUCUCGAAGACCUCUAAGACCAAUGCUCGCACAGAAGCUGAGAUCACACUGUUGGACAGUAAUAUUAUUGUCUACAAGUUCGCCCAGGACCUUCACUUCUUUGUUACUGGAGGCGAAAAUGAAAACGAGCUCGUCUUAUCUUCUGUUCUUCAAGGCUUCUUCGAUGCUGUUGCACUUCUUCUAAGGAACAAUGUGGAGAAGAUGGAAGCCCUUGAGAACUUGGAUCUCAUCUUUCUGUGCCUCGAUGAAAUGGUUGAUCAGGGGGUGGUUCUUGAGACAGAUCCGAACGUCAUAGCGGGGAAAGUAGCAAUGCAGAGCACAGAAGCUAGUGGCUCACUCUCUGAACAGACAUUAACUCAGGCUUUGGCAACAGCUCGCGAACAUCUGGCAAGAAGUCUGCUUACAUGA